GGGCAGCGGAAUUUGAUUUGAGAAGAUACAUAUGGAUCUCUGAAAGAAAUAAUUUCCUUAAGGAGGGGACAGAAACAUCCCAACCGGCUUAUUUUGGCUGCAGCUGUUUCUCCUUUGAUGGAAAUCGUUGUGACACUUGAACCUUGCAUUUCAUAAGGAGUCUAGGAAUUAGCUAACUGCCUUUGAUAGGGGGUGCUGUGUCUUUCAUGAAACUAGCUGGCAUGGCUGCCGUACUCUUUGGCUUUGAGGAUCUGCUCUACAGUUGGGACAGCCUGGUGUGGAAUUUGACUUCCCGGGCUCUGAGGACGUGCCGGUUUGGAAAUCUGCGGGUCCUGCAGCUGAUGCUGAAGCCAUGGUGCAUUUCCAGAGCGGUUUACCAGAUGACGGAGGGCCGCCGAUGUCAAGUGCACCUCCUCGAUGACAGGAAGCUGGAACUUCUCGUGCAGCCAAAGCUUUUGGCCAAGGAGCUGCUCGACCUGGUGGCAUCUCAUUUCAACCUGAAGGAGAAAGAAUACUUUGGAAUUGCCUUCACAGAUGAAACGGGACAUUUAAACUGGCUUCAGCUGGACCGUAGAGUGCUAGAACAUGACUUCCCCAAAAAGUCAGGGCCAGUUGUUUUGUACUUCUGUGUCAGGUUCUACAUUGAGAGCAUAUCUUAUUUAAAGGAUAAUGCCACCAUCGAGUUGUUUUUCUUGAAUGCAAAGUCCUGUAUUUACAAGGAACUCAUUGAGGUUGACAGCGAGGUGGUGUUUGAAUUGGCCGCAUACAUCUUGCAGGAGGCGAAAGGAGAUUUUGCAAGCAAUGAAAUUGUAAAGACUGACUUGAAGAAGCUUCCAGCCCUUCCAACGCAAGCCCUGAAGGAGCACCCCUCCCUUGCUUACUGCGAGGACAGAGUCAUCGAGCAUUACAAGAAACUGAGUGGUCAGACCAGAGGCCAAGCGAUUGUAAAUUACAUGAGCAUUGUAGAAUCCCUCCCAACGUAUGGAGUCCAUUAUUAUGCAGUAAAGGACAAGCAGGGAAUUCCCUGGUGGUUAGGACUUAGCUACAAGGGCAUUUUCCAGUACGACUACCACGACAAAGUGAAACCAAGAAAGAUCUUCCAAUGGAGGCAGCUAGAGAACCUGUACUUCCGAGAGAAGAAGUUUUCCGUGGAAGUUCACGACCCACGCAGGGCGUCUGUGACCAGGAGAACGUUUGGGCACAGUGGCAUUGCCGUGCAUACAUGGUACGCCUGUCCUGCGUUGAUCAAGUCCAUUUGGGCUAUGGCCAUUAGCCAGCACCAGUUCUACCUGGACAGAAAGCAGAGUAAGUCCAAGAUUCAUGCUGCGAGAAGCCUAAGUGAAAUCGCUAUUGACCUGACUGAAACUGGAACGCUGAAGACUUCAAAACUAGCCAACAUGGGAAGCAAAGGCAAAAUUAUCAGCGGCAGCAGUGGCAGUCUUUUGUCAUCAGGUUCCCAAGAGUCAGAUAGCUCGCAGUCUGCCAAGAAAGACAUGGUGGCUGCAUUGAAAUCCAGGCAGGAAGCUCUGGAAGAGACACUGCGCCUGCGACUGGAGGAGCUAAAGAAACUGUGUCUCCGAGAAGCGGAGCUCACAGGAAAGCUGCCCAGGGAAUACCCCCUAGAUCCAGGGGAGGAGCCACCUAUUGUAAGGAGAAGAAUAGGGACUGCCUUUAAACUGGAUGAACAGAAAAUACUGCCUAAAGGAGAGGAAGCGGAGCUGGAGCGCCUGGAGAGGGAAUUUGCAAUUCAGUCCCAGAUCACUGAGGCUGCUCGGCGCCUGGCCAGUGACCCCAACGUCAGCAAAAAGCUGAAGAAACAAAGGAAAACCUCCUACCUUAAUGCCCUAAAGAAACUGCAGGAGAUCGAAAACGCCAUCAAUGAAUACCGCAUCAAAUCUGGAAAGAAGCCAACGCAGAGAGCCUCCCUGAUCAUAGAUGAAGGAAACAUCGCCAGUGAAGAUAGCUCCCUCUCAGAUGCCCUUGUUCUUGAAGACGAGGAUUCUCAGGUUACCAGCACAAUAUCCCCCUUACAGUCACCUCACAAAGGACUCCCUCCCCGGCCACCCCUACAUAACAGACCACCUCCUCCACAGUCAUUGGAAGGACUCAGACAAAUGCACUACCACCGGAAUGAUUAUGACAAGUCCCCUAUCAAGCCCAAGAUGUGGAGCGAGUCAUCCCUGGAUGAACCCUACGAGAAGGUCAAGAAACGCUCCUCACACAGUCAUUCCAGCAGUCAUAAGCGGUUCCCCAGCACAGGAAGCUGUGCAGAGGCUGGAGGGAGCAGCUCUCUGCAAAAUAGCCCCAUCAGGAGCCUCCCGCAUUGGAAUUCCCAGUCCAGCAUGCCAUCUACACCAGAUCUACGGGUACGCAGUCCGCAUUAUGUCCAUUCCACUAGGUCAGUAGACAUCAGCCCGACCAGACUGCACAGCUUAGCUCAGCACUUUAGACACAGAAGCUCCAGCUUGGAGUCACAAGGCAAGCUGCUUGGGUCAGAGAACGAGACGGGGAGCCCCGAUUUCUACACCCCAAGGACUCGUAGCAGUAAUGGCUCUGACCCCAUGGACGACUGCUCUUCCUGCACCAGCCAUUCCAGCUCUGAGCACUACUACCCUGCUCAGAUGAACCCCAACUACUCCACCCUGGCCGAGGAUUCCCCCUCCAAAGCCAGAGAGCGGCAGAGGCAAAGGCACAAAUCUGCGGGAAACCUGGUCUCUUCUAAUUCAGGGAGCAUGCCCAACCUGGCGGCAAGGAAUGGAACCGGGCAUCCGGGGGUCUAUCUGCACAGCCAGAGCCAGCCUUCCUCUCAGUACAGGAUCAAAGAGUACCCCCUGUACAUCGAAGGCAGCUCCACGCCCGUGGUGGUGCGCAGCCUGGAGAAUGACCAGGAGGGACACUACAGCGUGAAAGCACAAUUUAAAACCUCCAACUCCUACACGGCAGGGGGGAUGUUUAAAGAGAACUGGCACGGGGACGAAGUGGACUCAGUCAGAUUGACCCCGUCCCGUUCUCAGAUCAUAAGGACUCCAUCUCUGGGCAGAGAAGGCCAUGAGAAGGGCUCGGGCAGGACUGCAGUAUCAGACGAACUCCGGCUGUGGUACCAGCGGUCCACAGCCUCCCACAAGGAGCACAGCCGCCUGUCGCACACGAGCUCCACCUCCUCGGACAGCAGCUCCCAGUACAGCACAUCUUCUCAAAGCACCUUUGUGGCACACAGCAGGGUAACGAGGAUGCCUCAAAUGUGUAAAGCAACAUCAGCUGCAUUACCUCACAGCCAGAGGAGUUCAACACCAUCUAGUGAACUAGCAGCUACACCACCAAGCAGUCCCCACCACAUCGUAGCAUGGCAGACUGGAGAAGCAACAGACAACUCACCCACUAUGGAUGAGUCUCAGUCUCCAACUCACCAAAGUACUGAUGAAUAGAGGAGCUACAAUGAUAGCUGUUUCCUGGAUUCUCCCCUCUAUCCAGAACUAGCAGAUGUCCAGUGGUAUGGACAGGAAAAAGCCAAGCCUGGGACUCUAGUGUGAACCCCUGACCUCAAUCCGAUCACAUCAAUGCCAUUCUGAGAUCACCUCACUGCCUCUCAUUUGCCUUACCCAGAUGCACUGUCGCCCGGCACCAGCUUCAGCUAAGCACUUUUCUCGAAAUGCGAUUCAAGAUGCCAUUACAGAUACUAGCCCCAGGCUGCAUCCGCAACCACCAAUGGAUAGCAGUGUUUCAAACCAGAUUGCCACUGACUGACAUACAACUCCUAUAGCCCAAAGGGCCGGGGGUGGGGACAGUAUGAAUAACUAUAUUAGCAGCCAGAUGGCAGCGGGGUUUUUUCUUUGAAAGCCUUUCAAGGUAUAAAUACAAUCUUAUAGGUCUACGGCAUGGGAAAAUAGUAAGAUUUCUACAACUUGCAGUCUGAAGCCAACAGAACAUUAGUUAAGGGGGCAAGAAACAGCGGUUGUGAAAUAUAUUCCUUACUCGUGAAGUAUUUAUUUGGAGUAAAGAAAAGCUCCUCUUGCUUCAGAGAUGUGUCAGAAUAUCGCAAUCAGUUCAGUGCUGCCAAGAUCACAGAAUGACUACGAGACGAGAGCACGGGCAGCGUCUCUGUAAGUGUGCCCAUUUCCAGAGAUGACAGUCUACACUUUGGAAACUGUUUUUACUUCCUUCCUCACUUUAAGCCCUUCCAAAAAAUAAAACAACCACCACCAAAACCCAUUGGGAUGAAGACACACCAGAGCUGUGGGCUGGGAUCGUAAAAUCAAUCUCGAAAAGCUGCUGUUUAAACUGGACAGACACAAAGGUUUACAAGGGUAUGAUCUCAAGCAGAGGCAAGUGCUGCUACUCUUAGCAUCUGUGGCUGGCACAGGCUAACCACCAAUACAUGCAGUUUUUGUUUGGGGUUUUUUGUAACACAUGAUAAAUUAAGGUGAAAAUUGCCAAAAGCCGUUCUAUGAAUAGAAAUAACCAAUAGAGGAUAUCCUAUUUAUGCACAAAGUGUUUAACAUGAAAUCAAAGGAAAGCACAUUACGAGCUAAUUGACGUGGUCAAGCCACAUUAGCAUAACGGUUCUGAUUAUUAUGCUUUUGGUAAGUGCCAGUGUAGCAAAGGGCUCAUCACCAAAGUAUUGGUAUCCAAGGGACCCCACGAUGUUAUAAAGCGGAAGGGUUCAGUAGGGUUCUCUACGAACCAGCAGACUAGGCAAAUUUUCAGAUUGCAAGAAGGGACCAUAAUGAAUAAAAGCUAAUUAAUUAGUAACCUUGAUGCACUCGACACAGACUCUCGUUGUCUACGGAUACCAAAAGGAACCCUAGGAGAGAGUCGUGACCAGGAGCUGCAAGUUUACAUAUACUUUGGAGCAAUGCUUUACACAUGUCAAGCCAUCAAACGGCAAAAGGCCUCAAAGACACUUUUGUACUGAACUAGUGCACAAGCUAGGUGGGGGUGGAAGCUGGCACGUCUCAUCUUCGCUACGGUGCUACGCUGUUUUUAUUGCCACUAGAUGGGGUGGGGUCCUCGCCCCAUUUGUGCGUGCGGAUGACGAUUUCCUAUGGGAAAGGCAAUUAAAGAAAUGGCUGGAGGGGGUUACUUUGUGAAAAGCAGAAACUGAGGUUAGCUUUAGUUUAAAGAAAUCAAGUGUGCUUGCGUGUGUGCGUGUGUGUGUGUGUUCGAAGAAUAAUGCUAGUCUACCAGACGAGGGCAGGAAAUUUAAAACUAAACUUGAGGGCUGCCACACCUUUUUCUUGUCACAGUAUCACUGGGAAACUGUUUUUUACCGGAAGCUUUCAAGAGCACGGAUUGCCCAUAAUGAGGCUUGGAAAGAUGAGGAGUAGGGGGAGUGUUUAAAAAUGAAUGUUAGCAGUUACUGUGAGUGCUUUUUCCUAUAUCGUUUAUAUGUGUAUUGACUUGUUUUAAUAUUCUGCACUUACCUGCUACCUUGCAGUCUCCCUAUACUCCUGUGAGACACUGUAGGAGCUGUGGCUGGGGGCAAGUGAGGCCUGGGGCGGUUAUCUGACUUGCCCGAGAGCAGGUAGGAAGAAAUAGAAGUCAGUUAUAAAAAUCACCUCUCCAUAGAGCUGGCAAAUUUUUGCACUGGCAGGAAAUUUAAAUUUAAAACACUAAAGCCUCUGUUUGCCAAAAGCUGGGAAUGGGCCACAGGGGAUGGAUCACUUGAUGAUUACCUGUUCUGUUCGUUCCCUCUGGGGCACCUGGCAUUGGCCACUGUCGGUAGACAGGAUACUGGGCUAGAUGGACCUUUGGUCUGACCCAGUACGGCUGUUCUUAUGUACUAAUCAUUCCAAACCUAAUCUCUGUGGAAGUCAAGAAUCAUUAGCUAUUUAGAAAUAAAAAACAUAGUUGACAAUGAUCAUCUAUCUUGCCAACCAAGCACUAGGCAGAUCUGACAAACGGGAGAGGGCACCUGUUCAUCUAAAAAUGCAAUAGACCACGUGUGUUUAAUUUUCCCUUGCUCUAAAUAUAAAUGACUAAUGAGGGGAUUGUUCUUACUGCCCCACUUCUGUUUUUGGAUGGAGAGAAGACAUCAUUGAUGAAUAGCCGUUGCUGAUUAAACUCUAAUCCAUUCAAGUCUAACUAUAAACAGAGGGCCCAGGUUAAUCGCCAGGCAGGAAUUAGCCCAAGAAGUUCAUGGGCUUUGAGCAACUGUCUAUAUUUUCAUUUCCCUAGUAAAUAAUUUUUCUGUGUAGCCUUUUUUAUUUAAAAGGAUUCAAGCCCAGCAGCACAACCGGGACUCUGGACCUCUGGAUUCUACUGUAAUACAAAUUGCUAAUCAAAAUGAAUUGCUCCAGAAUCAGAGCAGGCCUGCAGUUUUGCAGAGAGCAAGGGGGUGGCAGCCCUGAAGUUCAUGAUGUUCUAAGUCACAUUGCAAACAAUUUGGUGAGCCUGCCUUGCCAACAGGCUCGAGGGGAGAACCAUCUUUUGAGAAAUGGAUUGGGUUUUGUGUUGUGGUCUGCUUCUCUGGUUUGCAGUCAAGGCACGCGUGAGCCAGUCUGGUAGUAAAGACAUUAAGUAAAACAGGUUUUACUGUUUAGCUCAAUUCAAUUAUACACAAAUGUACAUACAAUGUUAAUCGAAUUAGAUUAACAUGGUUAAGUAUAACAUGGAGGGGUAAAACAGAACUGUUAUAUACGAGCACUUGACUACCAACUUACCAGCCUCCCUUUUUCUUUUUCUUUUUUAAUAAAGGCCCUUUUCGGCUAUAAAGCCACUGUUGCAUUCUUAGUCUGUGUGUAUGAAAGUCCCUUGGUUUAGCCAGAAGCGUGGUGUAUGCAUACACCAGGCCAUAUUGCGAGGCAGGGUUUAUUUUUAAAUGAUACUAUAUGCAGUCGAGUGUUGAAAAUGUUGAAAAGGUCAAAUUUGUUUUCCCUCUGUAUUAGUUUUAGUUUUGGACAUAGCAAACCCCAUUCAGGUGCUAUCAGAUGACCAGUUACUGCUUAGUUCACUAGAUGUAAAGUUUUACAUAUAUAUUAAUGUCAAUAGUUUUAUUACAAGUUGUGUAAAAUGGACUCUCUAGUUUAAAAAAGAAAAAAAAUAGGUCUCUCUGAAACUGACUUUAGAGCAUGUAAAAUGAUUUUACUGGAUUCUGUUCACCUGUAAUCAGGGGGAAAAUAUGUAUGUUGUAGAAAAAGUUGCAGAAUUUUGAAAAAAAUCUGCUUUUAAUUUAUUCUUUUUGUAUUAAGAAUUUGUAUAGUUACCUUUACAUUUUGCAAAACAGUGUUGUCAACACUUCCUUAUUAAAGCAUUUUCAA
Molecule: messenger RNA, 7256 nt
Organism: Mauremys reevesii (Reeves's turtle)
Lineage: Eukaryota; Metazoa; Chordata; Testudines; Geoemydidae
Gene: FRMD4A
Product: FERM domain containing 4A
Exons: 24
Coding region: 207-3425 (1072 amino acids)
Biological process (GO): establishment of epithelial cell polarity
Cellular component (GO): bicellular tight junction; cytoskeleton; adherens junction
Source: RefSeq, a predicted model, not a curated record